This is a messenger RNA of Marchantia polymorpha subsp. ruderalis, 1970 nucleotides long. NCBI's taxonomy places the organism in Eukaryota, Viridiplantae, Streptophyta, Marchantiopsida, Marchantiales, Marchantiaceae. The record is from the annotation of a GenBank genome assembly.
CUCACUGCCUGCGGCUGAUCGCAGGCCUUUCUCUGUCACGGUAUCUCUAAAGAGGUCUUGCGAAUUUGGCAUCACGAGCCUUCCUUCCCUCCCGUGGAGUGUGCACUCCUCGAGGCACCAACGCCUUUGGCGAUCGGUUGUUGAGCCUUUUUUUCCUGAGUCAGAUAGAUAGAUAGAGAGCAGGAGAGAUGGUGAGGUAUGGACCACCUGAAUAGCACCGCAAAUCAGGCAAACAGAGGCACUGGGCUUGCGAGUAGGAGAGAGUGCACAUCGGUUCCAGCCCAUCCGACCUGGCAGGAUUUUGUUGUCUCUCAUUUCUACUCCACGAUCUCCUCUCUCUCUCUCUCUCUCUCUCCUCCCCGUAACCGGCAGCUCAGCGUCACAUCGUUGCACCUACUUCUACUACUCCCACCACUACCUCCUCCUACACUCGAUCGACCGAUCCAUGAUACGACAGACUGCAUCCUGCGUGCACGCACAGAGGGAGGGACGGACGGAUGGGUUGCUGAAAUCCGAUCGAUUGCGAGAGAGCAGUUUCGUCGGACUUUCAGUUGCAACGCGAAUAACGCCAAGGAGUUCUUUCUCCGUCUCAAGAAACGCAGCCCCCGGAGGUCUGGGAGAUAGUUCCGCCCAUGACACUGACAGCCCUCUAGAGGCAUGUCACCAUUUCCAACUACCGCCAGCCUCAUCCGCCGUGACUCUUCCAACUUUCUACCGCCAGUGCUGCGGAUCCUCCUCUCCUAAUGUUAACACGGAGAUCCAGAACCACCAGAUGUACGCUGGGAUCAUCUGCAGGCACACGAUGGUAACCGACUGCUGUGUUCGCUUUUCACCUCGUCGUCACAGCACGGGAAAGAUCUAGAGUCGUAGACCUGCAGCUGCUGGAUUUCGAUUACGUCAAGCAUAAUUACUCGUGGGUGUGAUCAACUUUAAAGUAAGCGAGGUGUCAACGCCUAAGGAGCUCAGAUUUCAUGCGCAUCUGUAAUCAUUCUGCCGAUUGACAGUUUUAGUCCAUCAUCAUCAUCAGAAUCAGACGGCAGAGUGAAAAGUUGCAAGUCCGUCUCAGAUUCUCAACGGAAGCCACCCUCUGCUGGUCCUACUGUUGGGUAAGUGGAAGGAAUCUUUCGUAGAUAUUUCCCGUGAGAAGUAUGCGCAGAAGACGGUGGUGUAGAUGUCUUUCUCUCAUUCGUCCACCUUCCUUCGUCCCCAGACAGAGAGUCAGAAUCUUUCACGAGGAGCAUCGCCGAUUUGCACCACGUUUUCUACAUCUCCUCGUACACUCUGGAAUUGUUCUUCGACAUGUAGAGGCUCUUGCUCCAGGGCGAGCAGAUUUUUCUCGUCGUAUCCUCUGGGACGAGGCUUUGCCGCAAGGGGGCGGAGGGAAUGAAGGAAGGAAGGAAGGAAGGGGCGACAUAGCGGGGUGUGAUAUGCUGGAAGUGUCAAAAAAGCCGUCGCCAGCGCCACUGUUGAAAUAUCACUUUGCACUCGUCACUUCCUGCUGCUGCUACUGCCGCCGUUUGGAGGACGUCGAAUUUCAUGACGUUUUAAGUGAGAGAGAGAGUGAAGAUUCUUCGCGAGUUAUGGGCUUUGUUUGUUGCCCGUGUACAGGGCGUACAACGAGGCAGAGCGAGCGUACUUCGAUUCGGUGCCUGAGUUUGUGUCUGCUCCGUGUCAGAGACGUCUCCACGGCGAACCUCGUCCGUCCCUCCAGCCGGGUACGAAUAGUCGGCGGCUCCGAGCGGACUCCGUUAACCCUGGCCAUUGCAUUCUCACCAACUCUGACAGGAAAGGACUUCGUGCGUUAGUUUACGACUCGUGGCCGAAGUUGAACGGAAUCAAAUUUCUCUGAAAUUUCUGUAGGUUCCGUGCGGCGAUCAUUCCUGUCCAGACUGUGCUGAAUCUUUCAAUAUACAUGCCAUGUUUCAAAUGAAAUAUUUAAGAUCACAAUGUUACAUUGGAUAUAUCUCAUU